This is a messenger RNA of Pelodiscus sinensis (Chinese soft-shelled turtle), 1869 nucleotides long. Lineage: Eukaryota; Metazoa; Chordata; Testudines; Trionychidae. The record is from RefSeq and is a predicted model, not a curated record.
GCAGUUCAUCAUAUCUUCAAUAUUACGGACAGGAUCUUGUUUAAAAUAAUUACCUUUUCUUAAAAUGACAUUCUGUGCAUGGUCACAGUCUCAUUUAAUCAUAAAACUAGGGAUGGAAAGAGCUAUUUGGGUCAUGUAAUCUAGGAGCUAUGUUGCUUUGUUACACAGCACAGACAACCUUUACAACAAGACGGCUGAGCAGCGUCAGGAUCUCCACAUGAUGGAAGACCAUUCGGUGAGCCAAGCUAAGCAGAUCCCAUCAGGCUAUCCCCUGCAGAUACCUGUUGACGAUGGAUCAGAUGAGCCCAUAUCCGAGGCCUCUGACGCCAAGAGCACUCCAACUACAGAAGAUGCCACAGCGCCCUUAGUGGAAGAGAGAGCACAUGAAGAUCGCAUUGCAGCUCGGCAGCACAUGGAGAUCCCUGAAGGAACUACAGCUGAAGAAGCAGGUGUGGGAGCUACUCCGAACCUCGAGGACCAGGCUGCAGGAGAUCGUGCUCAAGAGGAGCUGAGCUCCCCAAGGCCAUGGGAGAGAGUGGAACUUGGAAGUCAGGAGCAUGCGGCAAGGGAGAUUCAGCCAGAAAAACAAUCAGCUCAUAUUGACAGUAAAGACAAAGAUGGAACUGGUACUGAAGAAAAAAAGCCUAAGACAUCCACACCUUCCUCUGCCAAACCCCUGAAAGAUAGAUCCUCCAUUACCCCCCAGCGACCCUCCUCUGUUAGUACAGCCCCUUUGAAAAGUCCCUCCAGCCCUGCUGAGUCCUCAGCAUCAGCUUGCACUCCUAAACGCGUCUCUUCUGUCACAUCCCGACCUGCCAGUACAGGAGCGAAAGAAAUGAAGCCCAAGGGUCCGGAGACGAAAAGCGGAAUGAAGAUGGCCGCUCCCAGGUCUGCAGCGCAGACUCAGAAAAGCCCAGCCAAUGCUUCCCGGAUCCCAGCAAAAACACCCACGGCCCCCAAGACACCUCCCAAUGCUGCAGGCAGGAAGGAACAGAGAAAGCCACCCUCCACAGCAGCAAAAUCUGAGAAAGGGGAGCCAACCAGGUCUGGAGACAGAAGUGGUUACAGCAGCCCAGGCUCCCCCGGGACCCCCGGCAGCCGUUCCCGCACGCCCUCCCUGCCAACUCCCCCUACCCGGGAGCCGAAGAAGGUGGCAGUGGUCCGCACGCCACCGAAAUCCCCUGCUUCUGCCAAGAGCCGCCUCCAGACGUCGACCGCUCCCAUGCCCGACCUGAAAAACGUCCGGUCCAAGAUUGGCUCCACUGAAAACCUGAAGCACCAGCCAGGAGGUGGAAAGGUGCAGAUAAUUAAUAAGAAGCUGGACCUUAGCAACAUUCAAUCCAAGUGUGGCUCAAAGGAUAAUCUCAAACACAAUCCGGGAGGAGGCAGUGUGCAAAUUGUUUACAAGCCUGUAGAUCUGAGCCAUGUGACCUCCAAAUGUGGUUCCUUGGUCAACAUUCAUCAUAAACCAGGCGGCGGCCAGGUGGAGGUGAAAUCGGAGAAACUGGACUUCAAAGAGAAGGUGCAAUCGAAAAUUGGGUCACUAGACAACAUCAGCCACAUGCCUGGAGGAGGGAAUAGAAAGAUCGAGUCUCACAAGCUGACUUUCCGCGAGAAUGCCAAAGCCAAGACUGACCACGGAGCCGAAAUCGUCUACAAGUCCCCCACCGUCUCCGGAGAUGCCUCCCCCCGUCGCCUUAGCAACGUCUCCUCCACUGGCAGCAUCAACAUGGUGGACUCCCCCCAGCUUGCCACACUAGCUGACGAAGUGUCUGCGUCCCUGGCCAAGCAGGGCUUGUGAUCGCCUGGCCGUGGGCGGAGAGAAGAAAAAUAAAUCUGGCCUUCUCCCUCUGUUCCUUUUACAACUAC